AUGGGGGCGUCGAUCCUGGCCUCUGGCAUGGGUGCGAUGGCGCCGGACGUGCCGGACUUGCAGUACAAGCGGAGUGAUGUGCUGCAAGCCAUGUGCACCAGGGAGGCAGGUGCAGUGGGCGCAGGUGCAGUGGGCGCAGGAGCAGUGGGCGCAGGUGCAGUGGGCGCAGGAGCAGUGGGCGCAGGUGCAGUGGGCGCAGGAGCAGUGGGCGCAGGUGCAGUGGGCGCAGGUGCAGUGGGCGCAGGUGCAGUGGGCGCAGGUGCAGUGGGCGCAGGUGCAGUGGGCUCGGCAGGCACAGGUUCGGGAGGCACAGGUGCGGGCGGUGCAGUGGCUGGGCAAGUGGGCGGGUCGGACGGCACAGGCGGCAUGGGCGGUAUCAUGGACGGCAGGGUUCAGUGGCCUUAUAACAAUGGCUUUGGUCUAGACGCGUGUUUCCAGCCGCGUGUUGUGUGCACCACAGAUGCUGAGGAGAAUCAGUGCAGGGGGGGCGCAGAGGAGUGGUGUGCACGAGAAGAGCGUGGGGAGGGGAGACACGAGAGUGAGGCCGGCGGCCUCGAACACGAUGUGCACGACGAGUGUGGUACGGAGGAUGAGUGGUUGCCUCGGAGCCAAGGCAUCCGGAGUGGUUCGGCGCCGGACCAGAGGAUCAAGAGACGCAGCAUGGCGGAGCGGCGGAGGAGAGAGAGGAUUAGUGAGGGGCUGCAGAGGCUGAGGGUGAAGGUGCGAGGGCGAGGGGACACAUGCGCCAUGCUGGAUAGAGCAGUGGGGUAUGUAGAUGCUCUGGAGCGACGUGUGAUGGAGUUAGAGCGGGUCAUUAUGACGGCUGCUUGCUCCAGGAGGAACAUUUUCCCUGGCAAUUCGUUUGCCGGUGGUGCUUUUGCUGGUCGGGGUUUUGCCGGUAGCGUUUUCGUCAAUAAUGCCGCAGAGUUGGCGACGAUACCGGCUGCUUUGGCGUCGGUUCCGACUGGCCUUGGGAAUGAGCCGUGGCUGGACAGAGGGGCUCUGGUCUAG
Molecule: messenger RNA, 1011 nt
Organism: Closterium sp. Yama58-4
Lineage: Eukaryota; Viridiplantae; Streptophyta; Zygnematophyceae; Desmidiales; Closteriaceae
Source: the annotation of a GenBank genome assembly